AUGUCUCCACAGACUCCUGGUUCGAUUCCCAGGGUUUCCGUUGGCUUCAGACACGAAGUCGAAGUAGAUUUAAAAGGGAUGGCCAAAUUAGUAGAUUUAACACAUUACGAAAAUACCGUCUGUCCGGAAACUUGGAAAGUACUGAAUUGCAUCGCCGAUGAGUUGAGAACUAGGAAGGUCAAAGUUUCAUACUUUAACGCGACGCCCCAGGGUGGCGGAGUUGCAUUGAUGCGCCACGCAUUAAUAAGACUGUGCAGGUUGAUGGAUUUAGAUGUUCACUGGUUCGUAACAAAACCGAAACCAGAAAUUUUUGAAAUCACCAAAAGGAAGUUCCAUAACGUAUUACAGGGUGUAGCACCACCUGAUGUGAGACUUACUCAAUCCGAAAAAGAAGAAUUUACUGCAUGGUCGGAUAAUAAUGCCACAGUAUUUUGGGCCGGUGAUGAAGGUCCAAUAAAGACUAGUAAUGUCAUUAUAAUCGAUGAUCCUCAAGUAUGCGGUAUUAUUCCACACAUCAAGAGAAUGAAUCCAAGUUGCAAGAUCAUUUAUCGUAGUCAUAUAGAAAUUUGUGCGGAUUUAAUUCGUCAAGAUCCAAAUGGACCUCAGGCGGAAACUUGGGGUUUCUUAUGGGAUUUCAUUUCUCAAGCUGAUCUAUUUGUGUCACACCCAAUAGAAAAUUUUGUUCCUGACGAAGUGCCCAGGAAGAAGGUGGUUCUUCUCCCAGCGUGCACGGAUCCAUUGGAUGGAUUGAACAAGAUACUGAACCAUUAUGAUAUGCAUUUCUACAAAACGAAAUUCAAUCAGUUGUCAUUUGAACAAUGUGGUAUCGAAAUAAAUUUCGCAAAACCAUAUAUUAUUCAAAUCGCGAGAUUUGAUCCUAGCAAGGGAAUUCCUCUGUUGGUCGAUUCAUUUAGAAUUUUCCGUGAAAGAUUAGAAAAAGAGGGCUGGUCUCAGAGUCAAAUGCCUUCGUUGAUAAUUUGUGGAGUCGGAAGUAUCGAUGAUCCGGAUGGUACGCCGAUCUAUAAACAAACGAACGAUUUGUUGAAAACACCUGAAUACGCUGGUAUCGCGGAUGAUGUUUCGGUAGUACGUUUACCUCCUUGUGAUCAAAUACUUAACGCGUUGCUACGAUGUGCUCAUGUAGCGUUACAACUAAGCACUAGGGAGGGCUUUGAGAUCAAGGUGUCGGAGGCUCUUGCUAAAGGUAUUCCAGUGAUCGCUUUCAGAGCAGGAGGAAUUCCGUUACAGAUAAGACACGGUGAAACGGGUUUCUUGGCCGAUAUUGGGAAUACCUCUCAAGUAGCAGAUUACUUGUUUGACUUAUUCACUGACCAUCAGCUUUACGAAAAAAUGUCACACGCUGCUCGGUCCACAGUGAAUGAGCAAUACUUCACAGUAUUUCAAACACUAAAUUGGUUGUAUUUGGUAAAUAAAUUUACUCGUCAAGCUCCAGAAAAUGAGGUUAUCGGAAAUGGAAGAUGGGUGAAAGAACUUUGGGCUGAAGAAUAUGGUUUUUCGAUGAAACUCUUAGUCAUCCAAUACAUGAAUCUUAAAUGGUCAUCAUAG
This is a messenger RNA of Acaulospora morrowiae, 1566 nucleotides long. NCBI's taxonomy places the organism in Eukaryota, Fungi, Glomeromycota, Glomeromycetes, Diversisporales, Acaulosporaceae. The record is from the annotation of a GenBank genome assembly.